Molecule: messenger RNA, 312 nt
Organism: Exophiala oligosperma
Lineage: Eukaryota; Fungi; Ascomycota; Eurotiomycetes; Chaetothyriales; Herpotrichiellaceae
Exons: 1
Coding region: 1-312 (103 amino acids)
Source: RefSeq, a predicted model, not a curated record
AUGGCUAGAGAUAGACCGUUCAUACCCUCAGAGUACUUCGUACCAUACGACAAGAGCAGUCAUGCCAAGGGAAGCAUUAUGGAAGUUCGUUUGGCGGCAUCGAAGGAGGUUUUGGAGGUGAAAGUUCCAGCAUGGAAAGGUGAUGGUGAACGGAUGGAGCUUGGUCAAGGGCUGAUUGGUUUGGGCACCAGCAUCCUUGCAGGCCAACCUCUUCCUGCAAGUCCAUCGUUCACGACUCGACGGCUGUCCUCGACGCAUGCUCGCAAACACUCGCGAGAGGUUGUCGUCGGGGCGCAAAGACAGUCUGCAUGA